Molecule: messenger RNA, 3128 nt
Organism: Trematomus bernacchii (emerald rockcod)
Lineage: Eukaryota; Metazoa; Chordata; Actinopteri; Perciformes; Nototheniidae
Gene: hgfb
Product: hepatocyte growth factor
Exons: 18
Coding region: 81-2222 (713 amino acids)
Biological process (GO): negative regulation of apoptotic process; hepatocyte growth factor receptor signaling pathway; positive regulation of protein phosphorylation
Molecular function (GO): signaling receptor binding; serine-type endopeptidase activity
Source: RefSeq, a predicted model, not a curated record
UCUCCUGGUUGCAGUCCGACAGCACAGCAAGCAGCAUAUUCAAUUUUUAUUUUCUGAAACAGUUCCUCUGUGACGCGACGAUGUGGAUUUACAAGCUCAUGUUCGGACUCUUCGUCAUUUCUUGUUCUGAGGGCAGAAGAAACGCUCUCCAGGACUACCAGAAGACAGAUGGUUUGCGACUGGUUGUCGAGUCUCCGGAUUCCUCCCACCUGACCAAAAGCAAGAAAAUAAGCAUGGCAAAGUGUGCCAAAGCCUGUAGCCGUAACAAAAGAUUACCUUUCAGCUGCAGAGCGUUCCUCUAUGAUCAUAAAAACAGGAAAUGCCAGUGGCUGCCGUUCGACAGGAACUCACCAGGAGUUCAGAGCCAACAGGAUUUCAACUACCAACUGUAUCAAAAGAAAGACUAUGUGAGGGAGUGCAUUGUGGGUACAGGUCAGAGCUACAGGGGACGGAGGUCGGUGACAGUGAGCGGGAUCCUGUGCCAAGCCUGGGCCUCUCCUAUUCCUCAUGAGCACAAAUUCAUGUCUAAGAAAUUCAGGAAGAAGGACCUCAGGGAAAACUUCUGUCGCAACCCAGACAACUCCACCGUUGGACCAUGGUGCUUUACCACUGACCCCAGCCCACACCUCAGACACCAGGAGUGUGGUAUACCACAGUGUUCACAGGUUGAAUGUAUGCACUGUAAUGGGGAAGAUUACAGAGGACCCAUGGACCACACAGAGAGUGGAAAGGAAUGCCAGCGCUGGGACCUGGAUGAUCCGCACAAACACCUGCACCACCACAAGAGGUACCCUGACAAGGGCCUGGAUGAUAACUACUGUAGGAACCCAGACGGACGCCACAGACCCUGGUGCUUUACCACAGAUCCAAACACACCCUGGGAGUACUGCAACAUCAAAGUUUGUGAAACAACUCCUACAAGUGACGUGGUGGAAACAACCGAGUGUUACCAGGGCAGAGGAGAGGGUUACAGGGGGACGGUAGACGUGUUGCCAACUGGACUCAUCUGCCAACGUUGGGACUCUCAGUAUCCCCAUAACCACACAUUCAUACCUCAAGCCUACCCCUGCAAGGACUUGAGAGAAAACUACUGCCGGAAUCCAGAUGGCCGAGAAUUCCCAUGGUGCUUCACUACAGACCCAAGAGUCCGCACCACGUUCUGCACCAACAUCCCUCAGUGCGGCACCCGAAACAAGCCUGGCAGCGACUGCUAUGAAGGUUUUGGAGAGAAUUACCAGGAAGAACAGUCGAGGACUAGAUCAAACCUGCCCUGUACUCCCUGGAGAGACCACAGCAACAGUGGUGAGAGGGGCAUGCUGACGGCUGGUCUGGAGGGAAACUACUGCAGGAACCCUGAUAAAGACAAACAUGGCCCCUGGUGUUACACCAACAACUCUGCCAUUCCCUGGGACUACUGCAAUGUAAAGCCAUGUGAUGCUUCGCAGAACACCAUUCCACUGGGUGAGCUAUCCUCUGUGGGGUGUUUUGUCCAUAAAACAACCAGGAUCGUGGGAGGAGGUCCGGUGGGCAUAUCAGACGGCAGCUGGAUGGUCAGCAUACAGAGAGGGUCGCAGCACUGGUGUGGGGGUUCAUUAAUACGAGAGGAAUGGGUACUCACUGACAGACAUUGCUUCUCCUCAUGUGUUCCAGACCUCAGUGAAUAUCGGGUGUGGCUGGGAGUCUCAGAUCUUCAAGAUGGUGCUCCAGACUGGUCCAGGAGACAGGAAGUGAGCAUAGCUCAUGUGAUAUGUGGUCCUGAGGGCUCCAGCUUAGCCCUCAUAAGGCUGUCCAAGCCUGCCCUUCCUGCAGACAAUGUGCAUACACUUCAGCUACCCGUGGCUGGGUGCUCCAUCCCAGAAGGAAAAAUAUGUAAAAUGUAUGGAUGGGGCGAAACAAAAGGCACUGGCCAUGAUGACGUGCUGAAAGCUGUUGACCUGCCCAUUGUCAGUAAUGUGAGGUGCAGAGAGAUGCACAGAGGGAACCUUCACAUCACCAACACCAAGAUCUGUGCAGGAGGCAGGAGGAAUGAAGGAGUGUGUGAGAGGGAUUACGGCGGCCCUCUUGUGUGUCAGGACGGUGAGAUCAGGGUUAUUGUUGGAGUGAGCGUCCAUGGCAGAGGCUGCGCUCGGGCAAACCAGCCUGGCAUCUUCAUCAAUGUGCCCUUCUACACACAGUGGAUCUACAAGGUGUUCAAACAUUACCCUAACCCUGAGACUCAGUAGAGAAGGAAACAGAACCAGGGGACUAAAUCAAACGUAGAGCUUCUACUUCUGUAAAUACAGCUGUGCUCUCAGGACACCUGGUUUCUAUGUUGUUCAUGGCCCAUAGAUCCUUGAGAACCUGAUCUGAGCACCGUUAAAUGCAUGGGGAAACACUGUGAUUUAAAUACAUCAUAAACAGAUGCUGACUUACUGGUUAUUUGAUUGAGUUGGGAGCAAACAUUUAGUUCCCUACAUUUGUAAAGGUUUUUUUCUUUGCAAGCACGGCCACCAGAGUGGUGUGUGUCUGUGGUAAUACUCUUGAGUCCUGGCAUUACUUGAAUGUUAAAACACCAAAGUGCAGUGGUUCAGCAGCUCCUUUUGAAGAGUACAUCAAUGGGCCACUUAGAAAACAACCCAGUGGUAGGGCAAUGUUAAGGGCACUCUUGUCAAGCUUCAUGUAUCUCCAGGGGGCUUAGAUAAAGUGGCCCUCACUGUACAUAGUAUUUUAAUGAGUGUAUUUGUGACACUCUAAAGGUUAUCUGGGUCUUAUAGAUCUAUGACAAGAGGAAUAAUGUUGAGGUAGGCAGAUAAAUGAUGUACAGUGUGUUAUCUGCGGUUCCAGUUUUCAGCCAAGUUUUCUCUUAUAAUGAUUUCAGCUGUACUAAAAACAUGACCAUUUUCAGUAUUAUAAUGUUAUCACAAAGCCACUGACUGUAUAUAUGAAUGUGCUCUUUUCAUUCUGUGUAGAUGAAAGGAAUGUAUGGCUUGUCAGCCUAUAGGAUUUGAAAAAAAAGCAGAAAAUGUAACAUCAAGUUCUUUCCUCUUUUCAAUGUGGAAUAUUUUCCUCUAAAGCAGUGACAAUAUAGUGUGGUGUGUGUGUGUGUGUGUGUGUGUGUGUGUGUGUGUGUGUGUGUGUGUGUGUGUGUG